Messenger RNA from Austrofundulus limnaeus, 2580 nucleotides. RefSeq names its product influenza virus NS1A binding protein a (gene ivns1abpa). Lineage: Eukaryota; Metazoa; Chordata; Actinopteri; Cyprinodontiformes; Rivulidae. The record is from RefSeq and is a predicted model, not a curated record. Gene Ontology annotation, molecular function: protein binding.
AGCUGGUCUAUCCUGGGUAGAGAGUGGUCGCAUUUUUAUAUCCUAGGAAACACAGGAGACACCCUCUUCUCACAGCACAAACCGUGCCUGGAGUCGCGUGGCGUCUUUUACUUCAUCCGAACCAACAAACUCUGACUUCGCAUUAAAUAUGUCUAAUAUGGUUUGYCGUCAAAAGCCUCAGGUUAUAAUAUAUGACCAACACAGGAUAAGUACUACUCUAUAGCCAACGGGAUCCCGAGGACUUGAUUACAGUCGCUUUAAGCCUGAUAGUUUGUCCGCACGGCUGCUCCCACUCUCCCUUCUACGCACGGCUGUCAUCGGCUGGCAUCUCUUCUAACAAGUCCCCUCUCCGUGGGUGAAGAAGUCCAAGUUCCACUGCGAUCUUGGUCUGCUUUGCCUACUUCCUACAUUUGGUUCCUGUUCUACUCUCAGCAGUGGCGYUUUCCUGGAUUUGGAUUACUCCCUAUUAGAAAUUCAAUAAAAAAAUUURCCAACAUGACUCCAAACGGUUAUUUGAUCUUCGAGGAUGAGAGCUUCCUGGAUUCCACGGUGGCCAAAAUGAACGCUUUGAGAAAAAGUGGUCAGUUCUGCGACGUGAGACUGCAGGUGUGUGGUCAYGAGCUGAUGGCUCACCGUGCCGUUCUGGCCUGCUGCAGUCCGUACUUGUUUGAGAUCUUUAACAGUGAUAUUGAGACUCCUGGAAUCUCACAUAUCACUUUUGAGGACUUAAACCCAGAUGCUAUAGAGAUCUUGCUCAACUAUGCCUACACUGCCCAACUGAAAGCAGAAAAGGAGCUGGUCAAGGAUGUGUACUCGGCAGCCAAAAGGUUCAAGAUGGAGCGAGUCAAACAGAUUUGUGGCGACUACCUGCUGUCUAAAAUGGAUUUCCAAAAUGCCAUCUCCUUUCGAAACUUUGCCAGCUCUAUGGGAGACCCCAGACUUUUGGCAAAGGUGGACGGUUACAUCCAGGACCAUCUGCUGGACGUGUCUGAACAGGAAGACUUCCUUAAACUCCCCAGAUUAAAGUUAGAGGUGAUGCUUGAAGACCACUUGACCCUGCCCAGCAAUGGCAAACUCUACUCGAAGGUGCUAAACUGGGUGCAGCGUAGCCUUUGGGAGAAUGGCGACCAACUGGAGCGACUGAUGGAAGAGGUGCAAACGCUCUACUACUCACCUGACCAUAAGCUGGUGGAUGGAGGGCUGGUGAUUGAGGGGCACAGUGAGGUGUUUGGUGGCGAGGAGGACCACCUCCAGUUUGUGCAGAAGAAACCUGUCCGUGAGAGCGCCCAGAGACAGCUCAGCUGCAGCUCUUCAGGAAGCCUGUCGCCCUCCAACCAAGCAGCAAAUGUCCAAAAACCAAGCGCCAGGAGAGAGUGGAAGUACAUCGCCUCUGAGAAGACCUCAAACAACAACUAUUUGUGUCUGGCUGUGUUGGACGGCGUGCUGUGCGUGAUCUUCAUACACGGCCGCAACAGCCCUCAGACCUCUCCGACUGCCACUCCCUGCCUGGUGAAGAGUCUCAGCUUCGAGGCCCAGCCCGAGGAGGUGGAGGAGCACCCGCUCUCACCCAUGCAUUACGCUCGCUCCGGCCUGGGCACCGCGUCUCUGAAUGGGAAACUCAUCGCAGCAGGAGGUUACAACAGAGAGGAGUGUCUGAGGACUGUGGAGUGUUACGAUCCCAGCGAGGACUGCUGGACUUUCAUCGCACCCAUGCGGACUCCGAGGGCUCGGUUCCAGAUGGCCGUGCUCAUGGGUCAGCUGUAUGUGAUCGGGGGUUCCAACGGACAUUCUGAUGAGCUGAGCUGUGGGGAGAUGUACGAUCCACAUAUUGACGAGUGGGUUCAGGUGUCAGAACUGAGGACAAACCGUUGCAACGCAGGUGUCUGCUCCUUGAACAACAAGCUUUACGUUGUGGGAGGGUCGGACCCCUGUGGGCAGAAGGGCCUGAAGAACUGCGACGUGUUUGACCCUGUGGCUAAAACCUGGUCCAACUGCGCCUCCCUCAACAUCAGGAGGCACCAGGCAGCAGUGUGCGAGUUGGAUGGCUUCAUGUAUGUGAUUGGGGGUGCAGAGUCGUGGAACUGCCUGAACACCGUGGAGCGUUACAACCCUGAGAACAACACCUGGACCCUGGUGGCCCCCAUGAAUGUGGCUCGCAGAGGAGCUGCUGUUGCUGUCCAUGCAGGCAAGCUGUUUGUUGUCGGCGGAUUCGAUGGCUCCCACGCUCUCCGCUGCGUGGAGGUCUACGAUCCUGCCCGCAACGAGUGGAGGAUGCUGGGCAGCAUGAUCUCAUCACGCAGCAAUGCGGGCGUGGCCAUGCUGGGCCAAACCAUCUACGUGGUGGGAGGCUUCGACGGGAACGAGUUCUUGAACACGGUGGAGGUGUACAACCCCGAGACAGAUGAGUGGAACGACUGCACCAAAGCCCCGUCUCCCCUUUCUGACUGAAAGGAGGGAGUAAAGUGUGUGCGUGGGGGGAGAGGGGGCUUUGGAGGCUCACAGUGCUUCAUCCAUUUCCAAACUAACAGGCUUAGUGACGUAAUCAUGUUUCGUGAUGUUUCUAUGUGUAUGAACGGGUGG